This is a messenger RNA of Argentina anserina (silverweed cinquefoil), 3502 nucleotides long. Its product is annotated as probable LRR receptor-like serine/threonine-protein kinase At1g53420. The record is from RefSeq and is a predicted model, not a curated record. Gene Ontology annotation, molecular function: protein binding; ATP binding; protein kinase activity. NCBI's taxonomy places the organism in Eukaryota, Viridiplantae, Streptophyta, Magnoliopsida, Rosales, Rosaceae. The transcript is spliced from 24 exons. The coding region runs from base 307 to 3360 and encodes 1017 amino acids. Gene Ontology annotation, biological process: protein phosphorylation.
AAAACAAUUUCUCUGACUUUAUUUCUUUGGUUUGAUUUUCCCGACAGAAGGGUCAAAUCGUUCGACCCUUCUCUCCCAGCCUGUGCCUUCGCCCAUGCCCACUUGUUCGAGUAUCUUACUGGUUCCAUUCUCCAACAUAAUAGUAGGUGUCUACUGAGUGACCACCUUAUGGCUUGAUCUGCCUCUCAAGUCUGAAAUGAUCAAACCCAAUGUAAACCAUGGUCCUCUCUAUACCACUCUCUAGUCCCCUCCCCUCCAUUUCUACUACUGAAAACGAGUCAAAGGUUUUCCAGCCCCUCUGAAAACAUGAUCCAUCGUCUUCUUCUCCUUCAUUCUCUCCUGCUGCUUCUCUGCUUUGCAACCUUAGCUCUCGGGGCUAACCGGUUAGCACCCGACGAAGUACAAGCUUUGAAGGACAUCGCCAAGACACUGGGGAAGACCGACUGGAAUUUCAGCGCUGAUCCAUGCAGCGGCGAAUAUGGCUGGAUAACUCAGGCGGACAGAUAUUCGGCCAACAACGUCACCUGCGGCAACUGUACCAUUUCCGAUUCGGCCAACGCCACCAGUAGUACUGAUCGGAUCUGCCAUGUUGUUAGCAUACUCCUGAGAGCUCAGAAUUUGCCUGGAACACUUCCGGCAGAGUUGGCCAGGCUUCCCUAUCUCCAACAAAUUGACCUCGCUCGGAACUAUCUUAAUGGAACUAUCCCUCCAGAAUGGGGCUCCCUACCAGUACUAGUUAACAUUUCUCUUGUUGGAAACCGAUUGACAGGUUCUAUCCCCAUUGAGCUUGCAAAUAUCACCACCCUAAAAAGUUUGACCAUGGAUUUCAAUAAUUUCUCUGGAGGUCUUCCUUGGGAACUUGGACUUUUGCCAAGCAUUGAAACACUCAUUCUUACCUCGAACAAUUUUACUGGGGAAUUGCCGGAUACAUUUGCAAAGCUUACCAAAUUAAAGGACUUUCGGAUUACUGACAAUUCUUUUUCUGGGAAGAUACCAAGUUACAUUCAAAAAUGGACAAACCUUAAGAAACUAGGGAUUCAAGCUACUGGUUUGACGGGACCAAUUCCUUCUGGAAUAUCUCUAUUGACAAGUUUAACUGACCUGAGAAUUACUGACUUGAAUGGACCUGAAUCAUCUUUUCCUCAACUUGAGAAUAUGAAAAACUUGAAAACACUGAUGUUGAGGAGUUGCAGUAUUAAUGGACAGCUACCGGAAUAUUUUUCCAGCUUGACAGAGUUGACAGCUUUGGACCUCAGCUUCAACAAGCUAACUGGAACAGUUCCAAAAGGCUUUGUUGCUCCAACAAAUAAUUUGGAUUACAUAUUUUUAACUGGAAAUUUGCUGAACGGAACCGAGCCUCUGUGGAUGGUAGGAGAAAAUGUGGAUCUUUCAUAUAACAAUUUUACAAUCACCCCAGGGACUGUAAAUUGUCAGCCACAAGCUGGCUGGAACUUGUUUGCAGGCUCUUCAAAAAGCAACAGUUCAGCUGUUUCGUGUUUGAUCAAUAAAACUACUACAUGUUCAAAGAGUUGGUAUUCUCUCAAUAUAAAUUGUGGAGGAAGUGCAGUAACAGUUAAUGGAACAGAAUACGAUGAAGAUACAGUUGCAAAUGGACCUUCAUCAUUUUACACGAGCAGCACGAAUUGGGCGUCAAGCAGCACUGGUUACUUCCCUGAUGAUGACAGUUCUACUGACCACUUUACCUGGUCUACUAAAUCAUCUAGACUCUCCAUGGCCGAUGCUCAACUAUACAUGAAUGCACGCCUUUCUCCCAUCUCUCUAACUUAUUAUGGGUUUUGUCUGCUAAAUGGAAACUACACUGUAAACCUCCACUUUGCAGAGAUAGUGUUUACAAAUGGUCCAGCAUAUAGCAGCUUGGGAAGGCGGAUAUUUGAUGUUUACAUUCAGGGCAUACGAGUUCUGCAGGAUUUUAAUAUUGCAGAUGAGGCGGGCGGGGCUGGUAAGGCAAUCAUUAAAAACUAUACUGCUGCUGUAACUACUAAUACGCUGGAGAUCCGUUUCUUUUGGGCUGGGAAAGGAACCACAGGCAUCCCUGUCAGAGGAGUUUAUGGUCCUCUUGUCUCUGCCAUAUCUGUAGUUCCAGCAGACUUCAAACCCCCGGCAGAAACCCCAUCAGGAGCCGAAUCAAAGAGUUUAUCUACAGGUGCAGUGGUUGGAAUUAUGGCUGCAGGGGGGAUAUUAGUUCUAUUGCUGAUUUUCGGUUAUCUUUGGUGGAAAGGAUAUUUAAUUCAGGAAAGGACUUUGGAGCAAGAGUUGAAAGGUAUUGACCUGCAAACGGGUAAAUUUAGCUUGAGACAAAUUGAAGAUGCCACAAAAAAGUUUGACAUAGCCAACAAGAUUGGAGAAGGCGGUUUUGGUCCUGUUUACAAGGGCCUAUUGUCAGAUGGCACCUUAAUUGCUAUUAAGCAGCUUUCUGCCAAAUCAAAGCAAGGAAAUCGCGAAUUUUUGAAUGAGAUUGGCAUGAUAUCUGCUCUGCAACACCCUCGUCUCGUCAAGCUCCAUGGAUGCUGCAUUGAGGGAAAUCAGUUAUUACUUGUCUACGAGUACAUGGAAAAUAACAGUCUUGGACGUGCUCUGUUGGGUGCAAAAGAAACUCAGUUGAAGCUAGAUUGGCCAACAAGGCACAAAAUUUGUGUUGGUAUAGCAAAAGGUUUGGCUUAUCUCCAUGAAGAAUCACGGUUGAAGAUUGUUCAUAGAGACAUCAAAGCUACCAAUGUGCUGCUCGAUAAAAAUCUUGACCCAAAGAUAUCUGACUUUGGCCUAGCCAAGCUUAAUGAAGAUGAUAAUACCCAUAUAAGCACUAGGAUUGCUGGAACUCGUGGAUAUAUGGCGCCUGAAUAUGCAAUGCGGGGAUAUCUAACUGAUAAAGCAGACGUGUAUAGUUUUGGAAUUCUCGUAUUGGAAAUAGUCAGUGGAAGGGGCAAUACAUUUUGCCGUUCCAAGGAAGAGUGCUUUUACAUUCUUGAUUGGGCAAUUCAUCUACAAGAGAAAUCAAGUUUGCUAGACCUGGUCGAUCCAAGGUUGGAGUCAGAUUAUAACAAAAAAGACAUGAUGACUACCAUCAAUGUGGCUCUCCUAUGCUGUAAUAACACUGCAUCACUUAGGCCAGCCAUGUCUUCGGUGGUGAAAAUGCUUAAAGGCAAGGCUCGUGUUGAGGACUAUGUCUUGGAAUCAAGUGCCUCAUCUCAUGAGAUCAAUGAAAUGAAGAAACAUUUUGAAUCCAGUUACUCAUUGGAGGCCAUGGCCCGUGAGAGUACUCAAAAUGACAUCAGUACAAGAUCUCUAUCCAAUCAAUCCUCAUUCAGGUUGCUGGAUGAACACAGUAAUUUAAGACCUUAGAAAAUUCUCCUUGUGUAGCUAAGCCCUUGUCUCAAACAAACAUAGAUACAAACCAUUUCUACAUCCUAUUGUACCUUAAUGAAAACAUUGGAGUUUCUCCAGCUUAAUUAUACUAAUUGGAAUUUGUAAAAUCAAUUGUUCA